This is a messenger RNA of Panicum hallii, 4148 nucleotides long. Its product is annotated as putative disease resistance RPP13-like protein 3. Gene Ontology annotation, biological process: defense response to other organism; regulation of DNA-templated transcription. The record is from RefSeq and is a predicted model, not a curated record. Gene Ontology annotation, molecular function: sequence-specific DNA binding; DNA-binding transcription factor activity; ADP binding. The transcript is spliced from 5 exons. Lineage: Eukaryota; Viridiplantae; Streptophyta; Magnoliopsida; Poales; Poaceae. Bases 143 to 3703 code for a protein of 1186 amino acids.
GAAAAAUGAAGAGAAACGGAAAAGGUCUCUGUCUCUCCCAAGUCCUUCCUUCCUCUUCAAUUCUGUUGCUCAGAGAGGUCGCUCAUGCUACCUUGACCUGAGCUGAUUCCUUCACCUUCUAGGCCUCGGAGAGAUCUCAAGCAUGGAGGCUCCUGCCAGUCCUUUGGACGGCACCAUUUUGAAGCUUCCAGGAAAGCUCGACAGGCUACUGCGCCAUGGCUGCGCCCUGCCCAAGGGCGCGGCGGAUGAGAUACCCCUCAUCAAGCUUGACCUCGAGAAAAUCAAAGCUAUUUCCUCAAACCUGCAGGAGGACGACCAUGCUAUGAUGGUCAGGUGCUGGAGGAAGGAGGUGCGCGAGCUGUCAUACGACAUGGAGGACUUCAUCGACCAGUAUGAGCACGCCGCUGCCAUGAACUGUGCUAGCAGAUCCAUUCGCGGCCGGGAGAUUAUUACUCGGCGGCGUAAGAACAAGACGAGUCUCCCUUGGAUCCGGGAAAAGCUGAGGCAGCGCCUGUGGAUGGCCAACAAGAUCAGAGAAUUCAGCGAGCGCGCACAAGAGGCACUUGAGCGCCACAGGUUGUAUAACCUUGACGCCAUUGCAGGCUCUGCUUCCUUGAGAUGUAUUGAUGAUGCAUAUCCUACCUCUUGGAAUGGCACACCGUGUGGGGAAGAUAAGGCCUAUGUUGGUAUCGAUGCUGCUAUGGAAAACCUCGAAGAGUUGCUGUCGAUGACGCAUGAUCAAGAGCACCAGAAGCUUAAGGUUGUGUCAGUUGUUGGGUUUGGAGGAAUCGGUAAGACAACACUUGCCAUGGAACUUUACCGCAAGCUUGGGCAGCAGUUCGAAUGCCGGGCAUUUGUGCGGACUGCCCAGAAGCCUGACAUGAGGAGGAUUUUCAUCAGCAUGCUCUCCCAAGUUCGUCCACACCAGCCACCUGACAAUUGGACAGUACAUGGCUUAAUUUCCACCAUCAGGACACAUCUGCAAGAUAAGAGGUACUUGAUUAUAGUUGAGGAUUUAUGGACUACAUCAACAUGGGACAUUGUUAAACACGCUCUACCAGAAAACAAUUGUUGCAGCAGAAUACUAACAACAACAGAAAUUGAGGAUCUAGCUCUGCAAUCUUGUGAUCAUGACCCCAAGUAUGUUUAUAAGAUGCAACCGCUUGGUGAAGAUAACUCAAGAAAAUUGUUUUUUAGUUCAGUUUUUGGCCCUCAAGAUGAAUGUCCUCCGGAACUCAGGGAAAUUUCUCAUGAUAUUAUUAGGAAAUGUGGUGGUUUACCACUGGCUAUUGUGACUGUUGCCAAUAUUUUAUCAAGUCAGCCAGGCAAGCAAGAUCGAUGGGAUUAUGUCAAUAAAGCCAUAGGUUACAGUUUGUUGACGAAUCCUACCUGGGAAGGGAUGAAACAAAUCUUCGACCUUAGUUACAACAAUCUUCCCCAGCAUUUGAAAGCAUGCAUCUUAUACACUGGUUUGUAUGAAGAGGACAUUAUAAUUUGGAAGGAUGAUUUAGUUAACCAGUGGAUAGCUGAAGGUUUUAUCCAAGCAACAGGAGGGCAAGACAAGAAGGAAAUUGCAAGGUCGUUCUUCGAUAGGCUUAUCAAUGGAAAACUGAUCCUUCCUCUAGAUGUAAAUAGAAAUGGUGAGGUUUUGUCCUGCACGGUUCACCACAUGGUACUAAAUCUUGUUAUUAGAUGCAAGUCAAUAGAAGAGAAUUUUGUCACCGCAAUACAUCAUUCUCAAGCAACAACCACACUCGCUGACAAGGUUCGUCGACUGUCUCUUCAAUUUGGUAAUGCAGAAGAUGCAAUAACCCCAACAAAUAUGAGACUGUCACAUGUACGAACUCUUGCCUUUUCGGGGCUCUUCAAGUGUUUGCCUUCGGUUGUGCAGUUUCGUCUUCUUCAGGUUCUAGUUCUCCAUUUUUGGGCCGAUAAGGAUAGCAUCAGCUUUGACAUCACUAGAAUUUCAGAACUUUUCCGACUGAGAUAUUUAAAGGUCACAACUAAUGUCACUUUAGAACUACAUCCCCAGAUGCGAGGUCUGAAAUCUUUGGAAACACUUAAAAUUGAUGCAAGAGUUUGUGCUGUUCCAUCAGAUAUUGUUCUCUUGCCAGGCUUGCUACAUCUUAGUCUUCCUGCUGAGACAAGCCUGCCCAAUUGGAUUGGCUGCAUGACACCACUUCGCACGCUUGGUUAUUUUGACCUCAGUAGUAAUUCGAUACAGAAUGUUAAGAGCCUUGUCAUGCUGACCAAUCUCGGAGAUCUUCAGCUCACCUGUUCUACAGUACAGCCAGAAAAUCUGAAUAGCAAAUUGCAAUUCGUGCUGACCACGAUUGUUGGGAGACUCAGUAACCUCAAGUCUCUGACUCUGGCACCAAGAGCUCCCAGUUAUGCAAAAUCUAUUGGUGCUACGGGCAUGACCGUUCAUGGUGGCUUCAGCAGUUUGUCCCCUGCCCCAUCUCUUCUUCGGAGUCUUGAGGUUUCGCCUCAAAUUUGCAUAUUCUUCUACACCCCUAAGUCGAUCGGACAACUCCGCAAGCUCUGCAUCUUAAAGUUUGGGGUUAGAAAAAUAGACAGGGAUGGUAUUGAUGUUCUCAGAGGAUUGCCUGCUCUCGCUGUUCUCUCCCUGUAUGUCCAGACCAAGCCUGCAGCAAGGAUAGUCAUUGGGAAGACAGGAUUUCCGGUUAUAAAAUACUUCAAGCUGAAGUGCUGUGACCCUUUUCUGAAAUUUGAGGAGGGCGCUAUGCCUAAUCUCCUCAAGCUGAAGCUUGCUUUCAAUGCCAGCAAUGCUGACCAACAGAGCACAAUACCUGUCGGCAUCGAGUACUUGUCAGAGCUGAAAGAGGUAUCUGCAAAAAUUGGUGGUGUUGGUCCUGAGGAAUCCCACAGAAGGCCUGCCGAAUUGGCAUUCAGAGAUGCCUUCAGGGUGCAUGCUAGCGUUCAGAGAGUCAAUGUACAAUGUGUAAAGCAGAUCAUUGAAUGUAAGGAUGAUCAGAGUAGCUUAACAACAGUGGAGUAUUCGCCUGCCCCGGCCGGGACGAGCCUCCUCUCCAGCGGUUGGGCCCACGUGUCAGUGGCAGCGAGUCCCUAUGAACCGCAGACGGCGCGCUGGAACUGCCCAAGAGAGAGAACGGUGACAGCCUCGCCGCACCGCGACGGGUACCAGUGGAGGAAGUACGGCCAGAAGAGGAUCCCCGAGACACAGUUCCCGAGGUGCUACUACAGGUGCACAUUCCACCGCGAGCGCAGCUGCCGGGCCACCAAGCAGGUGCAGCAGUGCAGCGUCGGCGACCUGUGCAACCCGCCCCUGUACGGCGUCAUGUACUUCAACCAGCACACGUGCGACACGAUGGCCGGCUGCGAGCCCGAGGCGGCGGCGAACCCGGCGAUGCCGGCUGGCCUGUCCGGGGCCGGGCUGGUGGCCCGCCAGGGCGGCUCGCUGUCGCUGGGGCUGGACGAACGCGGCGUCCAGGAGGAGCACGAGCGCCAGGCGUUCGUCUCGUCGCUCGUGUACGCUGGCGACGACGACGAGCUCCCGCAGUCGUCCGCCGGGGGCCGCGGGACCACCAGCUCCGCCGUCACCUUCGACGUGGCCAAGGGUGGGGCUUCGUGCGCCGGAGCGGGUGGGGAUGCAGCCGUGCCCGAAACAGAAGCAGGUGAUAGUCCUGGCGUCGAGGAUUGGUACCUGAGUCGCCCGGAAUGAUAAAGGCUACUCGCAAUGGACUAUAUGCAUUGAAGAGGCAGUUUUAAAACCAUUUGAUUUACUUAUUUCUUACGUGGUUAUCUUGGAAACAUUAAUAUGAAACCUCCAUUGAAAUUAACCUCGUACGCUCAUUUUCACCGGCACUGGCCGGCUCUAUCCAGAAAGAACCAGGCUUCAAAACAGAGCAUCUCCUACAGAGUGGUCUCGGUACAUGGAGUUCACUGAUCGUAAUCACAGAAGAAUCAUAACAUGGGACCAAUGGAAUGCCAUCUGCCAUCUCAUGUUGGACGAGUCUGAUCUUUCAAACCAAAUGCGUCAACCACAGGCGCACGCAGCUAAUGUUAACGAGACUUUACAUGGAACUGUAGAGCAUUGUAAACCCAGGACAGGAGAAUGUAGGACUGUCAAAAUCUGAAAGAGCCCCCAAUUGUUAUCGUUUAAUAGA